Messenger RNA from Rhagoletis zephyria (snowberry fruit fly), 1949 nucleotides. Its product is annotated as protein maelstrom 1-like. NCBI's taxonomy places the organism in Eukaryota, Metazoa, Arthropoda, Insecta, Diptera, Tephritidae. The record is from RefSeq and is a predicted model, not a curated record. Gene Ontology annotation, biological process: regulation of miRNA-mediated gene silencing; negative regulation of DNA-templated transcription; piRNA processing. Gene Ontology annotation, molecular function: sequence-specific DNA binding. Gene Ontology annotation, cellular component: P granule; nucleus.
CAAUUUUCUAACUGUCAUUCUUCCAAAAAGCCUUGAUCCGCGCGAGCGUCUGCAAUUUGUUAGGUGUUUUGUAAAAUUUGUGUCCAGGAAAGUUUUUGUUAAAAUACAGCCACAAUCCAAAGCAUCCUGGGAAUUAUUUCACAUAAUUCUUUGCUCAAAGCCAAAUCUUGGUGCAAACCACAAUCUUACCGAGUCCAGAAUUUACCGUUGCUAGCCAAGUUUAUUUUGCACGCUUAUUUGCAAAUACUUGUACGAACCAGAAGUUCUUCAUACGGGAUACGUAAGCCUCAGAGGAGGGAUAAUUAAAAAUGCCAAAAAAACCUAAAACGAAUGGCUUUAUGAUGUUCACUACAGAAUGGAGAUCGAAGUAUGGUAAAAAACUAUCAUUGGCAGAAGCUACUGAAGAAGCCGGGAAAAUAUGGGGUUCAAUGACGGUGGAAGAGCGUGCCCCUUAUAAUGAUCGGGCUCGGCAAGAACGUAUGGGACAAAAAUCUGGCAGACCUGCUGGGCCUCCUAAGUUAACCUGUACUGGUAAAGCCAUUGAGCAAGUGGAAAAGGAACGGGCAGAGGCAGAGCAACGUGAGCAUCAAAUGAAACGAAAUAUAGAGAUGACUGUGCGGAACUGUGUGAAGAAUUGCCAAUUGGAAACUCAAUCAUAUUUCUUCAUAAUGGUUAAUUAUUUUGUGAAGUCCCUAAAGGGUGGUAUUUAUGUGCCCGCCGAGAUACUCGUAGCUGAAUAUUCAUUGAAGGAUGGUGUAUGCCGGAAAUAUCAUACAUUUAUUAAUCCAGGCCCUAACAUCUAUGGUCUGCACUAUGAGGCACAACAUCAUUCUGAAACUUCACACAAACUACCUUUGCCACCAAAUGCUAAAGGCGAGUCUAAUUUGGGUUUGAUUUAUAAUAACGUAGUAGACUUUAUACGCGAUGAGAACACUGGAGAAUAUCCACCAAUUUAUACCCAUCGCGAUUCUAUAACAAUUGUUGAGUCGGUAUUGGAAUUUCUUAAAUCUGAUUUGAAUGCAAAUAGUGUUGAAUUGAAGAUAUAUUCCAUACAAUAUCUUUUCUACAUACUGAAAGAAGCCACCUCUGAGAUGGGUGAAGUGGAGCAACCAAAAUCGCACUACAUAACGGAUGCAUAUUUUGAGCGUGACUUUUUCGAAUAUCAAACUGGCAUUGCCUGCACUUACCAUGAAGAUAUUGACAAAAGCAAAUAUUGUACACAAUCAUGCGUUACACGUUGGGGUUUCAUGUUCUCAGAUUACAUGUGUCGGGAUAUCGCUAUUGAUUUAAUACCCGGACGUCAUGUGCCAGAAUCAACCAACUUAGCUGCUAUUAUAAAUCCAGCACCAAGCACCUAUGGUGACACUGAAUCACAUAUUUCCGUUAAUAGCGAAAGCACUUACGCAACCAAAGCAAUUUCUGAGCACAAAGUUUAUUAUGAUGACCACAAGACAUUCAUGUCGGCACGCUCCAAUGCCACUGGUCGCUCUAUAGAUAAGUAUGAUACUAAUGAAUUUCCUAGUCUUGGUGCUGGUCCCUCGCGAAAGAAGCACGCAAGGGCUGUUUCACCGUCGCCCGCAAAGGCAACUCGUACUGAUCACAUCAGAACAAUUGAUAUUGAAUCAGCUGAUGAUUUAAAUCCUUGGUCGUCACGUUCCAGAAAUGUGCCACGCGAACCAGAUACUUCGCACUUCGACAUUGAUUAUACGCGCGAUGAUACAACUGAUAAUGAGACCACUGUCACUGGUUAUGGACGUGGUAGAAUGCGUAUGAAUCAAUCUACGAUUAGCAAUGCAACAGCAGGUUCGGGACGUGGCAGGCUAUUACAUCGUUAUGAGUAAAGUGAAAAUUGAGAUGCAGCAAGGUAUACUUACAUAUGUACAUUAAACCAAUUGCUCAUGAAAAGCAAAAAGUUUAUCUCUCAAAUUAAGAAUCGUAUAUACAAUUAU